AUGGCGAACAAUCUCCACUACCUGGUCUUAGAGAUCACAAUUGUGUUGCUUCAACUGACUGUGAUUACCUCUCUUCCAUAUACUAUGUACCUUAUAAUUUCAUGGAAUCCAGUAUAUUUGAGUUUAAGCCGGCACUAUCUAAUGAUCUCCAGUAUUCCUGCUGUAAUUCAACUGAAGAUUAACCUCACUUUAAGUAUUUCCAUUGCUGCCGAGAGGACUUUGGCUUUGUACUUCCCAGUCAUGUUCCGCAACCGGUCAUCCCACUCGUAUGCAAUGUGCAGCUUAUUGUUUGGAUUUUUAUUAGCGAUAUUGGAUCUUGUUCUGGAAUUCUCCCUCACGCCACUUAGUGACUCUCCAAACUGUGCCGCAACCGGAUGUUUUAUAAGUGACAGUUUCCUCUACUAUUGCGGAGUCAGUGAUGGCUGUGAAAUUGAGAAGCGACAGAUUCAAACAGGUAUUAGUGUCAUUCGGAAUGGGCAACUCUUGAUUUUUAAAACUCAGGCCAAUCGUCGGAGCGUUGGAAUCCUCCUUAUAUCCUUAAUGUGUGUCACUCUUCCAAGUGUGGUCGCAGGUCUAGCAAAAGUGACCGGCUUCCGUGUUUUCAAUGUCGUCGGUCCAUUCUAUAUUGAUGGGUUGCUCUGUGCCGGUCAGUCGCGUUGCUGCCUUAAGCGGAGAAACUGUAUAGUUGAGAAAUUAAUACAUAUUAUAGGAAGGGAGGAAAAACAUGUAAGCAGUAAGGCUACAGAGGCCAUGGCUUAUGGAAGACAAAAUUUCCACAUCUAG
Angiostrongylus costaricensis is the source of this 783-nucleotide messenger RNA. NCBI's taxonomy places the organism in Eukaryota, Metazoa, Nematoda, Chromadorea, Rhabditida, Metastrongylidae. The record is from the annotation of a GenBank genome assembly.